GCGGGCACAGCCCGCCGCGCCCGGGGCUGGGGGCGGCGAGGUCACGUAACGGCCUCGGGCGUCUGCCGGGGAGGGGGCCUCCUGCGCGCCGCGGCUCCGAAACAGUUAGCGGCUAGUAAACAACAGCUGCGCGCGCACCCGCAUCAGCUGGCGCGGGAUCCCGCACCUGCGACCGACCUCCUCCUUCCUAGCCGGGACCAGCCUGCGUGGCCGUCUUCUCGGCUGAGACCCAAGGAAAACCGGCGAGAGGCCACCCGCACCAGCCCGGGGGAAAACGCGUCCUGUCACAAGCCGCGCAAACGCGGCGAGUGGUCGUGGGCUCGAGGGACUCGCGACGACCUGCCACGACCCGGAGCUGCCGUCGGAGCUGCCCUGAUCCGCUAGCCGCCACCUCCAGCAUCUCUGUCAGGACGAGAUCUCUGGGAGACAGAAAUCCACUCUGCCCCGGCAUCCUCUCGUUGCUCUCCUAUUUCUCUCCAUCCUGUAGUGUGGGGGGUAUUUUUCCCGUUAUGCAUGUGCAUCUCUCCCACCAGACCCAAGUGGAUUGUCGACCUCAAAAACAUCGAGUGGCUCAACACACACCUCCUCCCAGCCAGACCUGUGGGGUAUUCACCUGAUACACAACAGGUGGCCGGUGCACAUCUUUUUGCAAUCUGAUCCACGCUAUCUAUAGUCUCCUGAUAAGGGUGGGCCUGCAUGCUCUUUUCCUCAGCUAGAACCGUGGGAUACUCAGCAGAUAAAGGACUAACUACCUCAUCGGGACCUGGGGGUUGAGCAGAGGGAGGCCGAAACCAGCAGCUGUGAAAUCAUGGCGUGGAACCCUCAGCCCUGGACCAGGGAAGAUAGCUAGGAUCCUGAAGGAACCAAGUUACACAAGAUUAGCAUCGUUUUGUUCUCAUUUUGUUUUCCAAAAAUUAAUUUUCAGUUACUGGCUGUGCACUUUAUAAAACAGUUGGCUUGAAUUCUAAGUGGAAGGAUUCUUAAUUGGGCCUUUGUGGGAUGUAAAUCAAGGUAAUUGAGUUUUUUUUUCUUUCAAGUUUUCUAUUUUUGCAAUCAAAAGUAGCUAGUGUAGGAGGAAGAGUUUUUGUGAGCUUUUCCUUUUUUCUUUGUCAAAAAGGGGGGAAAAAUGCAUCCUCCAGAAGCCACCGCCAAGAUGUCUUCAGUUCGGUUCAUGGUGACACCAACAAAGAUUGAUGACAUUCCAGGUUUGUCAGACACCAGCCCGGACCUCAGCUCGCGAUCUAGUUCCCGAGUAAGAUUUAGCUCCCGAGAAAGUGUGCCAGAAACAAGCCGUAGUGAGCCUAUGAGUGAACUGUCUGGCGCCACCACUUCUCUGGCAACUGUGGCCCUAGAUCCUUCCAGUGACCGGAUUUCUAACCCCCAGGAUGUUACUGAGGAUGAUGGACAUAAGAAAGCUCGAAAUGCUUAUCUCAACAGUUCCAACUAUGAAGAAGGAGAUGAGUAUUUUGAUAAAAAUCUGGCACUCUUUGAGGAAGAAAUGGACACCAGACCAAAAGUGUCAUCUCUCCUCAACCGCAUGGCCAACUAUACUAACCUGACACAGGGAGCAAAGGAGCAUGAAGAGGCAGAGAACAUCACUGAAGGGAAGAAGAAGCCUACCAAGAGCCCCCAAAUGGGUACUUUUAUGGGCGUCUACCUCCCAUGUCUACAAAAUAUUUUUGGAGUGAUCCUCUUCCUGCGUCUUACCUGGGUAGUGGGCACAGCUGGAGUCCUUCAGGCCUUUGCGAUUGUCCUUAUCUGCUGCUGCUGUACAAUGUUGACUGCCAUCUCCAUGAGUGCCAUUGCCACUAAUGGAGUGGUGCCAGCUGGGGGCUCAUACUUCAUGAUUUCCCGGGCCCUGGGCCCAGAGUUUGGUGGGGCUGUUGGCCUCUGCUUUUAUCUGGGCACCACAUUUGCAGCAGCCAUGUAUAUUCUUGGUGCCAUUGAAAUUUUCCUGGUAUAUAUCGUCCCUCGAGCUGCCAUCUUCCGCAGUGAUGAUGCACUCAAGGAAUCAGCAGCCAUGCUAAAUAACAUGCGUGUCUAUGGCACAGCCUUCUUGGUCCUCAUGGUCUUGGUGGUAUUCAUUGGCGUACGCUAUGUGAAUAAGUUUGCCUCACUUUUCCUGGCCUGUGUAAUUGUGUCCAUUUUGGCUAUCUACGCUGGUGCCAUCAAGUCUUCCUUUGCUCCACCACACUUCCCGGUCUGCAUGCUGGGCAACCGCACCCUUUCAUCAAGACAUCUUGAUGUUUGCUCUAAGACCAAGGACAUUAACAACAUGACAGUGCCAUCAAAGCUAUGGGGAUUCUUCUGUAACUCAAGUCAGUUUUUUAAUGCCACCUGUGAUGAGUACUUUGUUCACAAUAAUGUCACCUCAAUCCAAGGCAUUCCUGGGCUGGCUAGUGGUAUCAUUACUGAAAACCUUUGGAGUAAUUAUUUACCAAAGGGUGAGAUGAUUGAAAAGCCAUCAGCCAAGUCAUCUGACGUCUUGGGCAACUUAAACCAUGAGUACGUCCUUGCUGAUAUCACCACCUCCUUCACUCUGCUGGUGGGGAUCUUCUUCCCUUCUGUCACAGGUAUCAUGGCUGGGUCAAACAGAUCUGGAGAUCUGAAAGAUGCUCAGAAGUCCAUUCCCAUUGGAACCAUCCUUGCCAUCCUGACCACAUCCUUUGUGUAUUUAAGCAAUGUUGUCCUUUUUGGCGCAUGUAUUGAAGGAGUUGUUCUCAGAGACAAAUUUGGGGAUGCCGUGAAAGGUAAUUUGGUUGUCGGCACCUUAUCUUGGCCAUCCCCAUGGGUGAUUGUUAUUGGCUCCUUCUUUUCAACGUGUGGGGCUGGACUUCAGAGCCUCACAGGUGCACCUAGGCUGCUGCAGGCUAUUGCCAAGGAUAACAUCAUACCAUUCCUUAGGGUUUUUGGUCACAGCAAAGCCAAUGGGGAACCUACCUGGGCCUUACUUCUAACUGCUGCCAUAGCAGAGCUGGGAAUUCUCAUCGCCUCCCUGGAUCUCGUGGCCCCAAUUCUUUCAAUGUUUUUCCUCAUGUGUUACCUCUUUGUGAACUUGGCAUGUGCCUUGCAGACAUUACUCCGAACCCCCAACUGGAGGCCCCGAUUUCGCUACUAUCACUGGGCCCUCUCUUUCAUGGGAAUGAGUAUCUGUCUAGCUCUGAUGUUCAUUUCUUCCUGGUAUUAUGCCAUUGUAGCUAUGGUAAUUGCUGGCAUGAUCUACAAGUACAUUGAGUACCAAGGGGCUGAGAAAGAAUGGGGCGAUGGCAUCCGCGGGCUGUCCCUCAGUGCCGCUCGCUUUGCUUUGCUCCGCCUGGAGGAAGGACCUCCUCAUACUAAGAACUGGAGGCCUCAGCUGCUUGUACUGCUGAAGCUGGAUGAAGACUUACACGUCAAGCACCCUCGCCUCCUCACCUUUGCCUCCCAGCUCAAGGCAGGAAAGGGACUCACUAUUGUGGGCUCUGUCAUCGUGGGGAACUUCCUGGAGAACUAUGGGGAAGCUCUGGCUGCAGAGCAGACCAUUAAGCACCUAAUGGAGGCAGAGAAGGUAAAAGGAUUCUGCCAGCUGGUGGUGGCUGCCAAACUGAAAGAGGGUAUUUCACACCUCAUCCAGUCCUGUGGCCUUGGGGGCAUGAAGCACAACACAGUGGUGAUGGGCUGGCCCAACGGCUGGCGUCAGAGUGAAGACGCUCGCGCUUGGAAGACUUUCAUUGGCACAGUUCGAGUGACAACUGCUGCCCAUCUAGCCCUGCUGGUGGCUAAAAAUGUCUCCUUCUUUCCCAGCAAUGUGGAGCCAUUUUCUGAGGGCAACAUUGAUGUGUGGUGGAUUGUGCAUGAUGGGGGCAUGCUCAUGCUGCUACCCUUCCUACUGAAACAGCACAAGGUAUGGAGAAAAUGCAGCAUAAGGAUCUUCACCGUGGCCCAACUCGAAGACAACAGUAUCCAGAUGAAGAAAGAUCUGGCCACCUUCCUGUACCAUCUGCGCAUUGAGGCAGAAGUGGAAGUGGUGGAGAUGCAUGACAGUGACAUAUCUGCCUAUACAUAUGAGCGCACCCUGAUGAUGGAGCAGAGGUCCCAGAUGCUCCGGCACAUGCGACUGUCUAAAACAGAACGAGACAGAGAGGCACAGCUGGUGAAAGAUCGAAACUCAAUGCUACGCUUAACUAGCAUUGGUUCUGAUGAGGAUGAAGAGACAGAAACUUACCAAGAGAAGGUACACAUGACUUGGACCAAGGAUAAGUACAUGGCAACCCGGGGGCAAAAGGUCAAGUCAAUGGAAGGAUUCCAGGACCUACUUAAUAUGCGUCCGGACCAGUCCAAUGUGAGACGUAUGCACACAGCAGUGAAGCUCAAUGAAGUCAUAGUUAACAAGUCCCAUGAAGCCAAACUGGUUUUGCUGAAUAUGCCAGGACCACCCCGGAACCCUGAAGGUGACGAAAACUACAUGGAAUUCCUAGAAGUCCUCACCGAGGGAUUAGAGCGAGUCCUACUUGUCCGAGGUGGUGGCAGUGAAGUAAUCACCAUUUACUCAUAAUCAGCUUGUGGAAGAUUCUGCUUGGUCUUACCUUCCCUAAGACUCAUCGUCCAUGGAGAUGACAGCUCUUUCCUACCACUCCCACUCUACUCUUGCGGAGCUGAGCCCCAACUAUGCUCUUGGACAACAUGAUCUGCUAUCCCAGCAGAGGCAAAUAUUCCCUUACGAUCAGAACGACCAAGUCCUAAAAGCUAUUCCUAUGGCAGGAGAAGGCAAGCCAAAGUUAACAAGCUAAGCCAAAGGGAAUCUUUUGGCACUGCUUGAAGGUAGUGAGUUAGUAAAACAUAUGCUAGAAACUAAACUAAAAGCAAAAAAACAAGUUAAUAUCCAACAUUCAGGAUGAGUCUCAGAAGACACGGUUCAAUGACAACAGAGAGGUGACAGCCAGUCAGCCUCACCUUAGCAAAAAAUGAGCGGCCAAGUAAAUGUUACCGUUGUUGGAGAUAGCCUGCAGCAAACCAAGUGAAAAUUUAGGAUACUAAUAUACAAAACCUGAAAAAUAGCUGCAGCUUCUACUUUUACUCAAAAAUCAGAUCCCCCAGAUACUAAGUGUUACUGUCUGUGCUGUGCCACUGUAUAUUUCAACGGUGUUUCUUUUAAAACCCAGGCUGUGGUUGUAAUGCAGACAGUGUUACUAUGGAAAAAGGUUUUUGAAAGGUAAGAUGUUUUUCUGGUUUUCAAAUGGCUGGACAGGAUUCCAGAGAGUACUAUUAAAAUCUGCACAAAGCACACAAUGUAUUAUCUUAAGAAUUGGAGGUUGUUAAGCAGCUUAACCAGGAGGGUCUCUUCUUUUAUCCUUAGUAGGCACUAGUUUAAAAAAAAAAAAAAAAGCUGUAAGAGACAAGAGACAAUAGGACUGUGUACUGUUACCUCUGAGGGGUUCAGCAGUGGAACUGGGCAUGUGAGAGCCAUACCCUUUACAUGGUGCCAAAAUUAUCUGUCUAAAGUAGCAGCAGACAGGUUCGCAUUGGCCUGACAUAAGCAGCUUUUCUUUUACAAGAAAUCAAUCUGUAGUCUCUUUACCAAAGCCAUAGUGAAGACUUGAGGCGCUCACCUCCAUGCCCAAAGCUGAGCUAGCCCCCUUGCAAUGUUAUUCUUCACUCGGACUCCAGAAACUUGGCUCUGAACCAAGUGGUUCCCUAAGCCAAUGAUCUGCUCUGUCAGUUUUGUUUUCAGAAAUCUCUAAAUGUGCCAAGGAAA
Molecule: messenger RNA, 5734 nt
Organism: Arvicola amphibius (Eurasian water vole)
Lineage: Eukaryota; Metazoa; Chordata; Mammalia; Rodentia; Cricetidae
Gene: Slc12a6
Product: solute carrier family 12 member 6
Exons: 24
Coding region: 1127-4534 (1135 amino acids)
Biological process (GO): potassium ion import across plasma membrane; chemical synaptic transmission; chloride transmembrane transport
Cellular component (GO): membrane
Molecular function (GO): potassium:chloride symporter activity
Source: RefSeq, a predicted model, not a curated record